Molecule: messenger RNA, 528 nt
Organism: Perkinsus marinus ATCC 50983
Lineage: Eukaryota; Perkinsozoa; Perkinsida; Perkinsidae
Exons: 1
Coding region: 1-528 (175 amino acids)
Source: RefSeq, a predicted model, not a curated record
AUGAAGUGUCGGUCGGCGAUAUCACUUGCUGUUCAUGCGCUAGGCGCCAGGGUUGAUGAGUCCAUCUCUGAGCAUCGCCAGUUUGGUUACUCCUUGCUCUGUGCGGCGGCCUCGGGUAACGAGGAUGAUUUCGAUGUGUUCUACAAAGCGCUUAAGGCUCACAAUCUCUCCUUUAAUUGGGAUUCCUUCGGAGCAGCUUGUGCUGAUCCUGGUGUGGAAAUCGAGUUCUCUGAGCCAGACGUCUUGUUCACCGGAGAGGUACAAUCAUGUGAUAGCAGUAAUGAUUCCAUCAGUGAGGUGCCAGUAGUGGACCUUGACGAGAGCGAAGAGGAUUCCAGUGAUAGCGACUGUGUAGAGAUCGUAGAUUCCUCUCCUGCUCGACCAAACCCUCGGAAAUCUUCGACUGAGGAUUCCAGGCGAAUCACGACUGAGGUCAAGAGGGAUUUCGUGAGAUCUUCUCGUACGAUACCGAGCGCUCACUGUCUUAGCGAUAAUGCGGUUAUGAUUGUUGAAGAUAUUGAUGUCUGA